Stegastes partitus (bicolor damselfish) is the source of this 1926-nucleotide messenger RNA. Its product is annotated as GTPase IMAP family member 8-like. The record is from RefSeq and is a predicted model, not a curated record. NCBI's taxonomy places the organism in Eukaryota, Metazoa, Chordata, Actinopteri, Pomacentridae. The transcript is spliced from 5 exons. The annotation marks the transcript as partial. Gene Ontology annotation, molecular function: GTP binding.
AUGGCUGAAGAGGACCUACAUUCAAAGAGAGCUUUCAGGCUGGUGCUGGUGGGAUGGGCAAAGUCUGGAAAAAGCGCCUCUGGCAACACAAUCCUGGGCAAAGAAGAGUUUCUUUCAGGGAGGAAAACCUCCAGAUGUGUGAGCCAACAUGCUCAGCUGGCAGGAAGAGAGGUGACAGUCGUGGACACUCCCGGGUGGACGGACUUCUCGGUGCACGAUACUCCAGAGUCUACACAAAAGGAGAUCAUCAGCAGCUGCGUUCCUGCUCCAGAUGCCGUCUUACUGCUGAUUCCUCUAGAAGUGAAAAUUAAAGAGAGUUACAUUGGCUCAGUGCUUGACCACCUCAGGCUCCUCGGGGACGCACGUGCAGAUGGCAAACAGGUUGAAGAGCUGCUGAUUAAGAUUGAGAACAUGUUGCUAAACAACAAAUUGAAUGAAGUUCCAGAGGAGAUAAAACUUUUCUGUGACGAGAUGCAGGCAGAAAACACUGCGACCCAGAGUUCAGGGGUGGGCUGUGAAAAGCCUGCAAAGCCAACAUCAGGUGGUAACCAGUGUUUUCCAGAGCUGCGGCUGGUGCUGCUUGGUUUAUACAAAUCUGGCAAAAGCUCAACCGGCAACACCAUCCUGGGAAGUGACAAAUUUGGAGAAUGGACAGACAGGUACCAGAAGGAAGAGGCAGAGGUUGCAGGAAGGAGAUUAGUGGUGGUUGAUACACCACCAUUGCAGAAGGCCUCAGUGGUUUCACCUGAUCAGAAUAUAGUGACCUGGGUCUGUCAGUGCCCUCCUGGCCCUCAUGCUCUUGUGUUUGUUCUGAACCUGUCUUCAAGCUUCACAUCACUGCAGUUGACGUUCGUGCAAAGAUACAUGGAGCUACUUGGUGAGCAGGCUUGGGAACAUCUCGUUGUGGUAUUCACAGGAGCUGAUGUACUGGAUGGCAUGGACAUGGCGUCCUUUCUAAGAAACAAGGACGUAAGCCUCCAAAUGUUCCUCGACAAGUGCGGGAACAGACAUUACUUGUUCAAUAACAGGACCAGACGUUACAGCACUCAAGUCACAGACCUUCUUGAGGGGAUUGAAAGGUUAUCCUCUCAACGCAGCCCUGGGUUUUAUGAGAUCGACAAAGCUGUUGCGACAAAUAUGGAGGAGAUGAAUCUAGCUCUGAUCGAAAGGGCGCAAAAGAGAGCACAAAAGGUUGCCGCCAAAGAGCGUGCCCAGCAAGUCAUCUUCCGCGAGGGAAUUGCGCAUCGACUCACUGAGGUACGAAUUGUGCUACUUGGUGAAAAAAGGAGCGGGAAGACCACUGCGGCAAAAACUAUGGCAAAGUUAUUUUUUGAAGAAGACAAAAACAAAUGUGUUGCCACUCGCACCAUCAUCGAUGACAGGACGGUCCUGGUCGUGGACACUCCCGGAUGGUCCAUUCACACGCGGAGGGGUUCAAGUCAAAAGCAAGAUACGAUCAAAGAAGCGCUGUCCCUCUGCCACCCUGGGCCACAUGCUUUCCUCAUUGCUGUGAAUUUGAGAAACAGCUUCACAGAGAAGCACAGAGCUGCCCUGGAACACAAUCUCGCUUGCCUCUCGGACACCAUGUGGAAGAAUGCCAUCGUGCUCUUCACCUUUGGGGAGAGGCUGCGAGGGGAAACCGUAGAGACGUACAUCGAGAAUCAAGGUGAGGAUCUAAAGUGGCUCGUGAAACAAUGUGACAAAAGAUACCACGUUUUUAGUGACACGCAGUUCAAAGAUCUCCCACAAGUCAGAGAGCUGCUGAAGAAGAUAGAUGGAAUGGUGGAAGCAAACAGUGGACAGUACUUUAGCGACAUCCUCUCCCAGAUCCACAGUGAGACACCUUCCAGUGAGAGGAGCGACCCCCUGGACGUGGAGGAUGAUGAUUUUGAAUACACACCCAGGGAGAAGAGGAUGAUGGAAAAG